AUUUGGAAAAGCACCAGAAAUUGUGAUUGAUUGAUUAAACCAUGAGUAGAACAAGAUCAAGAGAGGAUCAAUUUAAUAUUCCACCCGAAAGGAAAGACGACAUUAAGAACCUUGUAGUCAUAAAACAAGGCGUCAAGUCAAUCAUACGGGAAGAAUAUCGCGACAGAGUGAUUCAGUUUUUGGAUCAUCGAAGCUACAAAAUGACACUGAUUUCGUCACUGGCAUCAUUGUUGGCGUUGUACAAAAUUCAAGAAGCCAUCGAUGAUGGGAACCAACAAUUUUUUGUACAAAACGGUAAAACAUUUUUCAUUGAGUGCUUUAACGGUGUUUUAGCCGAUAAAGUCGACAGAGAGGAACUAAUGCCGCCAGCUUUUCGUAACAUUGUCGAGGCACACUUCGGUGUAGAGAAUUUUGAAUGGCCCGAUAAAGAAUGCCUGGGAAAUGGUUUUAAUUAUUUCUACCAAGAUCACAUUCGAAAUAAUCAGACCAAUCUCAACACUCAUUGUUCAGAACAUGUUGAAUCGUUUUUUCAAAUGAAACGCUGGUAUUAUAACAUGAAUAUCAAUGGCCAUCAAUACAAUGGAUCAAAAUUUGACGGCAUCGAUAUACGAAACGCAAAAGUUUACGCCACUAGUAACAAAGAUCUGACACAUGGUGAUGUAGAGAGAACAAAUAAGAUGAACAUUUUAUUGUAUGAACUGGAAAGAAUCGGUUGGCAGUGUCAAAAAGUUCAUAAUGAACAAUUGGUUCCGGUCACUGUCAAUGAGUUCGUUAAGGACAAUUGGUUCCAAUCACUGUGGAUGUUCGGUCAAAUGCAACGCCAAAUCGAAGUGUUUCAUCAAUAUUCACAACAAUGGCAUGCAUUCCGUCGCGAUGGAUUGAUAACGAACAAUCGACCGCCAAAAGUGAACAAUUUCGCACUUGUCCCGUUAUGCCGAUUCCAACUGAAAAACGUUCGAUUGGAUAUGACAGAUAUGUAUUAUUUGGCGAACACUGUACUAGGAGUGGUGCCAAGUUCUCGCAAUCCGCUGACCAAUCGAAUGAACAAAUACACACUGGACUAUUACUUGUACGGCCAUCGAGAUGAAUUGUGGAAUUUGGUUUUCGACAUGGAUAAAAUCAAACAAAUCGGCAAGCAGAAGCGGUUUCACUCGCAAAUCAUCACCAAUAGUGUUUGCGUGUCAAUAUUGUACGAGAAGCCAGCGAAGGCUUGGGUGGAAAAUUCGGAGCAUGCCACAUUUAACAACAUGACAUAUGCUAGUGCCAUCGAUCCGAACGAGAAAACGUGGGUUGCCGUUGUGCGCCGCCAUAUCAAGUCAAACAUUGAGAUAAGUUAA
This is a messenger RNA of Contarinia nasturtii (swede midge), 1337 nucleotides long. RefSeq lists its product as uncharacterized. The transcript is spliced from 2 exons. NCBI's taxonomy places the organism in Eukaryota, Metazoa, Arthropoda, Insecta, Diptera, Cecidomyiidae. The coding region runs from base 42 to 1337 and encodes 431 amino acids. The record is from RefSeq and is a predicted model, not a curated record.